AAUAGUAAAAUAUUUAUAUAUAUUCUUAAAAAAAUAAUUUCACAAAAGUUAACAAAUAAUAUAAAAAAAAUGGAACUGUGUGGUAAACAUAUCAUUCAUGUAAAUAAUUUUUGUAAACAGUACUCAUGGGAAUUUUUAUGGAUGGAGUGGAAGCAAGACGUAAGAUUUUAAAAGGACGUAAAACAAUUACAAGACGUUACUACUGGGGAACUGCAAUACCAGCAUGGUCCAUAGUGCUCUUAAUAGGAAUCUGCUUGCUGCUUGCUGGAGGUGGACUUUAUAUAGCAUUGCAAAAAUUGUUAAUUGACACUGCUGUGGUAGGAGAGAGUCAUUCCUAUCAACCUGCAUCGCAACAUGAAGCUUAAUUUUCAACGAAGAAGCACGCAUAAAUUUUAAAUGACGCUUGUCAUUUCAUUUUUUUAUACUUUAACACAUAAAUAACGAGUAUUAAAAUAUUUUGAUAAAAAAAAAAAUUUGUUAUGAACACAGUGACAAUGUAUUAUUUAUUUGUAUGAUUUCUAUUUUGACAAUGAUCUAGUAUUUCAAUUUCACUGAUAAAUUAGUGAAUGUUAUGACGUCAGUAUAUGUAUCAUAUAAUUAUAUAUUUGUAUAAUUGUGUCUCUCACAGGAUUUUUAUUCCUCUUACUGACUAAAAACCAGAAAAUAUUCAGUUUUGUAAAAUACGCGUUACUCAUAUAAUGGUUACAUCAUUGAAAGAUACAUAAA
Megachile rotundata (alfalfa leafcutting bee) is the source of this 726-nucleotide messenger RNA. It is a transcript of the gene hoka, whose product is annotated as hoka. The record is from RefSeq and is a predicted model, not a curated record. NCBI's taxonomy places the organism in Eukaryota, Metazoa, Arthropoda, Insecta, Hymenoptera, Megachilidae.